AUGUCUUCAGCUGUAGCGGAACUGGAGAAUUAUCUCCAGUCCAUGCUGGCCUUGAAACCUCCUGGCGUAUCAGGCUCGAAGAUUCUCAGCAUUACUACCUUAUGCACAGCCAACGUCCAGAAUGAAUCUGUUCUUAUUCAAAAGAUCUACACACACUUCAAAAAGGCACCGGGCACCCACAAGCUUGGCGUACUCUAUGUCGUAGACUCUGUAACCCGACAGUGGGUAGAAGCUGCACGCAAAGCUGGUCAACCUCCAGGAAACUCUGCUCCGGAUGGAACCUUUGCCGCUGGUGUUAACCGAGUCACCGAACUAUUGCCCGUCUUGAUGGGUGAUAUUAUAAACACCUCCCCCCAGGACCAAAAGGAAAAAAUCAAAAAACUUAUCGACAUCUGGGAGCGCGGAUGCACAUUCCCUCUCCCCCUGCUUGCGUCAAUCCGUGACAAACUGCACACUCCUCAGAAUAUUGAGUCAACAACUCCUGAAGGGUCCCCCGCCCCCGCCUCCAACCCAAUGGCAGCGAAUAGUAACUCAACUGCUGCGCCAGAUACCUCGAGUAUCUUGAAAGCAUUGGCCGACAUGGCCAAACAGAACACCACCAACCCGGCAGCCUCAUCAUCAGCGAACCCUCUAGCAUCCUUGAACCCCUCUGCCCCGUUGCCUAUCUCGUCUGUCGAUGCCUCCAUCCCCCCUCCGGCUCCAACCCAAUUCGCCGCCCAAAAUGCCAUGAACCCUUACGCUACUCUCAGCGCCCUCGGUCAGAAUCCUGCCUUAACCCAGCCGCAAACCCAUAGCCCAACUCCGAAUCCGAUGGCCCAGAACCCAAUGGCAGCUAUGCUCCCUCAGUCGGCUGCUCCGGCCAUGCCCGAUGGAGGUGCAAUGGCACAGCAGCUUCAGCUGCUUCAGAUGCUUGCUGCUCAGGGUAUUCCUCAAGAUCAGUGGGCUACCGCUCUGCAGAUCUUCACAAUGACCAACAUGGGCGCAAAUCCAGCUCAGCCUGGUUUCAACAACGCCAUGCCUGGGAUGCCUGGGAUGCCUCCGAUGCCCGGUAUGCCUCCUAUGCCUGGAAUGCCCGGUAUGCCUGGUAUGCCCGGUAUGCCCGCAUGGGGCCCCCAGGAAAAUCAAAACCGGGACGACCGUGAUCGUGAUCGUCAAUACGACCGUUCCCCGACGGGUUAUCGCCGCCGCUCACGCUCUCCCGGUGCUGGCUGGGACCGACGCCGCACAGCCUCCCCUCCUCGUCGUCGUGAUAGCCCUGUCUAUGGCGAGUACCAUGGCGAAUCGCCUGGUCGUCGAGGUGACCCCCGAGAUGCCCGUGGUCGUCGAGGCAAUGAGUACCGCCAGCGCAGCCCGACUGGACGCAGACGCCGUUCGCCCUCACCUCCCCGUAACGACCCCAACCUCCCACCUCCGGGUCCUAAGCUCAUUGAAUGGGACUACUCAAUUGGUCAAAACAUGAUGAAGGUCCUGAGCCGUACCCUUUUCGUUGGCGGUGUCACCUCCUCCGAAGCUAAUCUGCGUGCCCUGUUUGGCAAAUUCGGUAACGUUCAAACCUGCAUCGUCAACGUCGAUAAGCGCCAUGCAUUCAUCAAGAUGGUGACUCGCCAGGAUGCCAUCGCUGCACGUGACGGAAUGGAGUCCUACCGCGCGGGUGAGAUGCAACUGCGUACCCGGUGGGGUGUUGGCUUCGGUCCCCGUGAUUGCAGCGAUUACCAGACCGGUGUUAGUAUUAUCCCGAUUGAACGUUUGACUGAGGCAGACCGCAAGUGGAUGCUUACUGCAGAGUACGGUGGCACUGGUGGCCGUCCCAUUGAAUCUGGCAUGGUGGUGGAGGAGCCUGAUAUUGAGAUCGGAGCGGGUGUCUCUUCCAAAGCAAUCAGCCGUCGUAUCGCAACCGACACCGGUGGCAAGCGAGGCCCAAUUUCAACUCGCAUCCAAAGUGACCGCUUUACCCAGCGCCGUCCUGAGCGCGAUGGAUUUAGUGCUGGUGGAGGUGCUCCUCAUAACUCUGGCCCUCCUCAAGGUGACCGUGGCGACAUGAACGGUAUAAACAACAUGAACAACCCCGGCGUUCCCCCUGCCGUCCCUUCGUAUGGGUACAGCUUUGCCAACAUGCCCAUGCUUCCGCCUGGGUUCAUGAUGGGUGGUCAAGGCUCUAUGCCUACUUCUCAAGCCCCGGCCCCGGGCCAGGGCCAGGGCGAGUAA
Messenger RNA from Penicillium verhagenii, 2205 nucleotides. Its product is annotated as Nrd1 complex RNA-binding subunit. The coding region runs from base 1 to 2205 and encodes 734 amino acids. The transcript is spliced from 4 exons. The record is from RefSeq and is a predicted model, not a curated record. Gene Ontology annotation, molecular function: RNA binding. Gene Ontology annotation, cellular component: nucleus. NCBI's taxonomy places the organism in Eukaryota, Fungi, Ascomycota, Eurotiomycetes, Eurotiales, Aspergillaceae.